This is a messenger RNA of Clunio marinus, 189 nucleotides long. The record is from the annotation of a GenBank genome assembly. NCBI's taxonomy places the organism in Eukaryota, Metazoa, Arthropoda, Insecta, Diptera, Chironomidae.
AUGUCAACAUUAUUUAAUGUGACUUCUGUCGACGACGAAUUGUAUAAAACUGAGAUGAUUGAUUUAGUUAGGAGCAUAAAGCAUCUCACUACGCCCUAUCAAAAGCACUUGACCUCACCAAUAAAAAGAAGAAAAAUUACAAAUUUAGAAGUCAACACAUCACAGAACAGCGCACAUUUCUACAGUUAA